AUGGCGUUCGACGGCAGUGCAAUUUCCGCGUCCACCGCGCCCAAAUCGAAGCAGGAACGAAUCCGUGACAACCAGCGUCGGAGUCGGGCCCGCAGGCAGGAGUAUCUGGCUGAUCUAGAAAGAAGGGUCAAAGAGUGCCAUACCAACUGUCGCGAGGCCGAGCUACAGCGCUCUGCAUUCAACGAUCUACAAGUCGAAAACGCACGGUUGCGCGAUAUUUUAAAUGCUGCCGGCAUCAAUCCUGAUUUUGUCGAGGCAUUUGGCCGCCAGAACGAGACCGGUCAAGCUGUUGCGGCUGCGCACCGUCAAAUCAGACCAAAGUUUCAGCCGCCUUUCUCAGGCGAACAAUCAGAUACCACGAAUACGAUAACACAGUCAACGAGCCCCGGGCAGUGCUGUCCUCCGACCUCGGCUUCCUCGCAGGUUUGCCCAUCUGCUCCCGUCUUGCCCAUGGAUGCUCCUGGCGCGUUUGGCAACCAACAUGCGGUGCCAUUCAUGGCUGCUCCAUCGACAAAUGCGAUGGAUUUACCCUUGACCGCUGAUAUGUCACCGACAUUGGAGGGCUGGAGCCUGCGGCUUGAUGACAGAGAGUCUAUGGAGAUCCCCUUCUGUUGUGAUACCUUUGCCAACCCGUCGGAUGGACCACCACUGACGGACGAUGGAAAUACUAUUCAAUGCUCUGUAGCCAAAAUGAUGAUUGAUCAAUAUCACCCUACGCCCACAGAAAUGGAGGAGAUCAAAGCACGACUUGCUGCGGGGUUUGCACUGCCACGGUCUUCGGAACCCGGCUGUCGGGUGAAUACACAGCUCCUUUUCGAUGUCAUGCAAGAUAUGAACUCACGCGAGCUAUAUGGCUGA
Messenger RNA from Cladophialophora yegresii CBS 114405, 858 nucleotides. RefSeq lists its product as uncharacterized. The record is from RefSeq and is a predicted model, not a curated record. NCBI's taxonomy places the organism in Eukaryota, Fungi, Ascomycota, Eurotiomycetes, Chaetothyriales, Herpotrichiellaceae. The transcript has a single exon. Bases 1 to 858 code for a protein of 285 amino acids.